AUGAUUGGCAUGAUCAAACAAUGUUUUUCUCCGGUGAGUACAUCAACAUAUUCAAAGGAAGAUAGUACAGCUUUUGUAAGUAGCCCAGCUAAUAAACUGGUGUUUUCAAGUUUUUUGACAACAAAACCUAAUAGAGGAGAGGAGGAGGAGGGGGAGGGGAGGGGAGGGAGGGAGGGAGGGAGGGGAAAGGGGAGGGGAGGGGAGGGGAGGGGAGGGGAGGGGGGGAAGGGGAGGGAAGGGGAAGGGUUGAGGGGGGGGGAGGGGAGGGGAAAAGGGGAGGGAAGGGGAGGGGGAGAGGAGAAAGGAAGAAGGAGAAGGAGAGGAGAGGAAGGAAGGAGAGGAGAGGAGAGGAAGAGGAGAGGAGGAGAGGAGAGGAGAGGAGAGGGAGGAGAGGAGAGGAAGGAAGGAGAGGAGAGGAAAGAGGAGAAAGGGAGGGGGAAGGGGAAAGGGAAGGAGAGGAAGGAGAAGGAGAGGAGGAAGGAAGGAAGAAGAAGGGGAGGAGAGGAGAGGAAGAGGAGAGAGAAGGGAGAGGAGAGGAAGAAAGGGAAAAGGAACGGACCCGGGGGAGGGGAGGGGAGGGGAGGGGAAGGGGGAGGGGAGGGGAAAGGGGGGGGGGGAGGGAGGGGAGAGGGAGGAGAAAACAAGUUAAAAACUGCUUAUUAA
Ruditapes philippinarum (Manila clam) is the source of this 663-nucleotide messenger RNA. RefSeq lists its product as uncharacterized. The transcript is spliced from 2 exons. The record is from RefSeq and is a predicted model, not a curated record. The coding region runs from base 1 to 663 and encodes 220 amino acids. NCBI's taxonomy places the organism in Eukaryota, Metazoa, Mollusca, Bivalvia, Venerida, Veneridae.